This is a messenger RNA of Centropristis striata (black sea bass), 1811 nucleotides long. RefSeq lists its product as uncharacterized. Lineage: Eukaryota; Metazoa; Chordata; Actinopteri; Perciformes; Serranidae. The transcript is spliced from 3 exons. Bases 172 to 1095 code for a protein of 307 amino acids. The record is from RefSeq and is a predicted model, not a curated record.
AGGAAGAUGACCUGAACUGUUUUAGUGCUGAAAACAUGCCAGAGCUCCACCAAGAUGUGACGGUCCUAAGUGGCUCUGACAUAACGCUGUCUUGCACUAUACAAGAUUCAAAAUGGUGGACACCUAGUGGUCAAGCACCUCUGAGCCAACCUCAGGCCGGUCUGCUCAUCAAUGACAUCACAUGGCAAGGGUCAAAAUAUAGACCACACAAGACAAAGACUUCCCAGUCUGAGCUUUGACAAGCAUACGAAAGAUGUGGACCUGCCAUCUGAGAUAAGGUGGACUGCCGUCGGUCGUCAGCUGUCUGAUCGUCCAAUUCCCAGUAUGAGGAGACAUCUGGAUGUAGGCUUAUCGUCUCCAAAGCAGCCUCCACUUUCUAAGCCAGAACUACUCCCAUCUCACUCCUUCAGCUCCUCCAGUAGUGAAAGUGAUGACAACAUAAAGCAAGACAGAGGGAAAGCAGAUGUGACACUGAUGCAUAAACACUCAUCUCUUGGUGCCAAUAGUAUGUCUUUUGUAUCCAGCAGAGUUCUUGACAAGUUUGACACACCACCCAGCAGCACAAAUGAGAUUUUGAGGGCUGUAUCUGUGGACAGUAAGGAAAGGAAAGGCCUCAGUGCCCUAAAAGCCAUGUCUUCAGAGAGACGAAAGUGGGACACACUUGACGGGAAGUUAGAUAUAGGUCCAUCUCCUUUAUUUGAUGACUGUGGAUCACAGGGUGACACCAGUUUUAACUAUCGCAGGUCUGAGAAGGACAUUAAGCCUCUGGUCAAACAGUCACUAACACAAUCGCACCUUUCCUCUACUCCAGUAGAUGAGAGAAGAGCUACAGAUUUGUUGUAUGGAAUUCCCUACUACAGGAGGCACAACAUUGGGGGAAUUGAACCACCAAAGGAGGCUCCACCUCCAAUUCCAUCAACACCACCGCCAUAUGAGGCAGUAGGUCUUACAUGGAGAUCUGCUCAGAGUAGCAAGAAACAAGAGUUGCAAGGCACCAGAUCCUAUCUGCAACAGAGCAGAAACACAAAGGAAUCUGACCCACAAAACCUGGCAGUCAGUUUUGACUCCUCAAAUGUGAAUAUUAGUGAAGUUUGAGUGUUUUAUUUUUUAUUACUGCUUCCUGAACACUGACAAAACAAGCAAAUGAGCAUUGUGGAAUCUUAAAUUAGCCAGCAUAUGACACAAAUUUUGUGAAUUAUAUUCAAUUUUAUUAGUAUAAAAGCUUGAAAUGUAAUGUAAAUAUAAAUGUAUUGUGUGGAAAUGUUGCAGAGUAACAUAAAGAGCAUCAUUUUAAUCUUUCAGAUUUGCCUUAUUUCUGUAAAUUGCUUUUCAUAAAGCAUCAUAAAGAUGUCCUUUCUAUUCGAUAUUGCAAUGAUAAUCUGUAUCAUCUUAAUGUAAUGUUUUAUUAAGACACUUAUGAGACCUUAAUAAAACCAUAAUACUGGACAAUGCAGAGCUUUCAUUUGUACAAAAUAAUUACAUCCAAAUAACGAUAGCAAUGGCAGCAUUACUGUAGGAUGGUACUAUGUUUUUUUUAAUCAACAAACUAUUAACUCAAGAGCCAAAAUAUAAGCCAGUAAGUUAAUAAACCCUUUUAUUUAUGUAUAUAGACAUAGGUUAUAGUGAAAACAGACAUAUAGACACUUACAUAGUUUACAUACAUAUAUACAUUUGGGACAAGGGUGUUCAUCCUCCUGCAUUGUCAUGGGAGAAUACUAAAACAUUGAUCUCUACACAGUAUUUGGUAAGCAAUCCAACAAUUACCUCAAUCUUAGAUGUGAUGCUGAUGGUUGAUGUAUUGUCAUGACAAU